UUCCGCUUUCCGGGUUUUGCUGCUCAGAUGGCUCCGCCCCCGCCCGGGCCUGGCCGCCGAGCCUCUGCCAGGCUUGGGGAUGGAGGGGCUCGGAGCUACUCGAGCGUCAAGGCCAAGGCAGAUCACCUCCAGGUCACGUCCGCAGAAAUGACUUUCCCGGCCAUCGAUCUAAAGGGGGAAAGAAAAGUCACAAGAUUUUCUAGAAGAUUAGAAAAUGACAGGGGACAAAGAAAGUGGGGGAUUAAUACUUUAAAAACAGGUUCCAGGUCUUUGCAGAUCCGCUGGUUCCUGAGUGAUUAUACACAGUGCUGGCUGUCAGGAGACAGUCUCCUUGUUUAUUAGUAAUGACCAGCUUAGAUGACAGAUGGCAUCUGCUGGAUGGCAAGUGGGAGAUGG
Molecule: messenger RNA, 396 nt
Organism: Zalophus californianus (California sea lion)
Lineage: Eukaryota; Metazoa; Chordata; Mammalia; Carnivora; Otariidae
Exons: 3
Coding region: 28-342 (104 amino acids)
Source: RefSeq, a predicted model, not a curated record